This is a messenger RNA of Anopheles stephensi (Asian malaria mosquito), 7612 nucleotides long. It is a transcript of the gene DIP-kappa, whose product is annotated as lachesin. The coding region runs from base 1863 to 3182 and encodes 439 amino acids. The record is from RefSeq and is a predicted model, not a curated record. The transcript is spliced from 12 exons. NCBI's taxonomy places the organism in Eukaryota, Metazoa, Arthropoda, Insecta, Diptera, Culicidae. Gene Ontology annotation, cellular component: neuron projection.
GCCUUCAGUUUCGACGUGUCGCUCGUUCCGGGUGGUUGUGUUUCCGUGCGUGUCCGGUCUGUUCGCGUUCGCUACGUUUUCCACGUUCCCUUGCGUUUCGGCCGGGUGUACGGUCGAUGUUUUGCGAUGGCCCAAGCCAAGGGUUGCCCUAGGUAGGGGUUUAGUGCAACGAAACGCAGAGGUUAAAAGAAGUAAACAAAACGUGAAAGCGACGACAAAAAAAACCAACACACACAUUCAUAACAAUAUUCAUGGUCCGACAAGGGCUGGUGUUAGGAAAAAUUGGUGCCACCCAAGUGAGUGAAGAAGAACGCGAAAAAAUCUGUCAGACAUCGGCCCAACAGCAAGUGGAAACGUUUCCGGCCUUCAACCGCUUCCGCGUUAAAAUUAAAACCUUUCCCCGCGGUCUUUGCAGCUGAUUGUCUGCAGGAAGAAAAUCGGCCCAAACAGUGUUGGCUUGUGAGAAAAACAGCAAGCAAAAACUGAUGCGCCAAACCGAACACAAAGAAAGUCAUCCGAAGGGAAGUUAAAAUCUAGUCACAGUGAAACAAUGGUGCCAAUGCACGAACCGCACACCGAAGCCCAACACGGGCCAUCAGUUCGGGGCCAGCGGCCGGCUGGGGCUGGGUGGCCGGCGGCAAAAUCCGACAGCACUCGCAAAGGGUUGCCUGGCGCCGGGAAGAAAAACGUCAUCUGAAAUUCGGUCGGAAACAAAACAAACCAAAGCCACCAAACUCCCCCCACCCCCAACGUCCAAGCCUUGCCAAGCGAAAAAAGGUGAAGAAGAGAAAGUGCAAAAAGAAGGAAAAGUCGUCACUGUUUGUUAGUGUUUUUUAGUGAUUAUUUCCCAUCCGAUUGCAUCCGCGCUCACCGCGGUGGUCAUUGUCCUGCGGGUCGUGGAUGGUGGAAAACGUUCGUUACGGUUCCAGCUUCUUUUUUCCUCGCCCCGAGAAGGUUAAGCCCGCUGAGUGUGUAUGUGUGUGUGUGUGGUAGGCAGGCUUAAAAGUUGUUACCCCUUACUCGCUCAAGUGCAACUGUGUCUGUGAGUGUGUGUGUGAAGGUGCAGGUGUAUGUGCGCGCGUGAGGCCAUGUGAGCCUCGUACCAAGUGGAAGAAAAAAUAGUGUUUGAGCGGAAUUUUUUUGGCUGGUUUUAGUUUCCCAAACGUGUUAAAGGGUGAGCUUUGUGAGUGAAGAAGUGUAUGUGUGUGAGUGUGUUUGUGUGGUGGUGCUUCAGAUUUUUCCACCGAUUCCGUCAGUUGGGUGUUACCGCGCGGUAUUGCACUUGUUGGUUUUUUCUUUCUCCCCCGGUGUACGAAAGUUUUCCCCGGUGCGCUUAUACCUUUCGGUUCGGUAGUAUUUGCAUUUCCAUUCCCGGUUUUCCCGGUCAUCAUCUCGGGUGCCGCCAUCUCGUGGGUGUCUUUUCACGGAAGCGGGAAAACGCCAGACCGGGUGGAAUUAUUCGUGGUUUGAGCUUAGCUUCUUUGCAGCUCACCCUUUCACCCUCCGGUUGGGUCCGCUCUAGAGUUCCAUCCAUCUGUGACUCCAUUUUCAGUUUUCCCUUUCGACCCCUUUUAUUUGCAUUCCAUUCGUCCGGUAAGCGAAAGGUCAGCGAGCAGCAUUUAGGCAGGCCCGGGCCUGCUGGUGAAAUUGUGCGGUGUGUGACAUUUUUUCUCCCGGUGAACACGGUGGCACACGGAAUUUGAGCCACAUUUUACGAGUAUCAUCAUCAUCAUCAUCAACCGCGCCCCCGGAGCCGCUGGACGUGGCGGAAAAGCGAGGAAAAGGUGAAACGAAAUUCGGGAAAAACUAUCUUUCGCGCUCUCUCUCGGUACACGGGCAUACGGUAACGGGGCAAAAACAUCAUGGAGAUUAUUAAAAUAACAGUUUUGCUGCUGUGGUCCGUCGCAUCGAGCGUGCUAGGAUUAGCGAAAGCCAAACAAUCACACAUGCACGAGAACCCGUCGGAUUUUAAUACCGAGGCCAACUUUCCGCGGUUUGCCGAACCGAUCCCAAACAUUACGGUCACGAUAGGACGUGACGCAUUGCUGGCCUGCGUGGUGGAUAAUCUAAAAGGAUACAAGGUGGCCUGGGUGCGGGUGGACACGCAAACCAUCCUCUCGAUACACCACAACGUGAUAACGCAGAACCCACGCAUUAGCCUCACCUAUAACGACCAUCGGUCCUGGUACCUGCACAUCCGGGAGGUGGAGGAAAGCGAUCGGGGCUGGUACAUGUGCCAGGUGAACACCGAUCCCAUGAGAUCUCGUAAGGGCUACUUACAGGUUGUGGUUCCACCGGCAAUCAUUGAAUCGAUGACGAGCAACGAUAUGGUUGUACGCGAAGGUACCAACGUAACGCUGAAUUGCAAGGCAAAAGGAUUCCCCGAACCGUACGUGAUGUGGCGACGGGAGGAUGGUGACGAGAUGGCGAUUGGUGGCGAGAAUGUAAAUGUCGUCGACGGAGAAAUUCUACACAUCACCAAAGUCAGCAGACUUCACAUGGCUGCAUACCUGUGCGUGGCAUCGAACGGAGUCCCGCCCUCUAUCAGCAAGCGAGUGCAACUAAGGGUACAAUUCCCACCGAUGCUCUCCAUCCCAAACCAGCUCGAGGGCGCGUACGUUGGACAGGAUGUCGUGCUCGAAUGUCACACGGAGGCGUACCCAGCAUCAAUCAAUUACUGGACGACAGAGCGUGGUGAUAUGAUAAUAUCCGAUACCUCCCGUACGGGCGAUAAGUUUGAAACGAUGUCCCGCAACACCGGCUACACGAAGUAUAUGAGUCUGAAGAUUCGCAACGUUGGACCGGCGGAUUUUGGCUCGUAUCGAUGCGUGGCGAAAAACUCAUUAGGCGAAACCGACGGACUAAUCAAAUUGGACGAAAUACCGGCCCCGACGACAAUAUUGACAACCGAAUCACUUUAUAACAAUCGAUCAAAAGGACGCAAAGCAAACAAAAAGCAUGACCCAAUGAUGGUCGGUGACUACGGUGUGGAAGAAUGGAAGGAGAACGGACCUUCAAUCCGACAUCCUCCUGGGGCGUUUCACAAUGGUGCAGCGACAACUUCAGCCACCGGAGCACCAUGCAUUCGGACGGUAACGACCGGCUGCUGUGUUCUCUUCCUGCUUCACCUACUGUCCGUGCUGACUUCCCACCAACGCUGCUACCACCAGCAGAAGAGAUGAAAGUGAAACCGAACGCGCUCCAUCCAUGGCACAUUAUCAAACAGCCCAUCGUCGUACGUUUCCGGUUCGCCGUGCUGCAGGGCCAACGUGGGUUACGUUUUUCUAAGGGCGAAAGAAGCGUGCAGGCCGGCGUACGGGCGCUCGAUCGCAAGAUUUUCCGACAGAUUGCAAAUCAAAGCACGGAACGAAAGAAGCAGCGAUUAGGAAGAAGGUUACGUAGUGGACAUUCCAGAAGCAACAAACAUACACACACAUGUCCCUUAGAAAGGGAUGUGAUAUGGUGUAGGUAAUGGUAGUAGCUGUAAGUAUAAGUAACAUUUAACAGUAUCCGGCACGGUUGUGUUGGUGAGUGUGAGUAGGGCUCUUCUGUCUCUCCCUCUUCAUCACACUCGCCAACCGGUGUGCGCAAACGGAUGUAGUGUUGAUUAUAAUUAAAAUAGUUAAGUUUUGAGUUUGAACCGCUGGUAGUGGUUGGAACGGAGACAUCUUGCCUGCACUAUAAGUGUUGGAAGGAUGGCAAACAAAAAGAAUCUUACCACUGCUACCAGUGCAGUGUGAAGUAGUGACUGGGAAUUUAUUGUACAUACAUUAUUCAAGCUUAAAUUAAUAUGGUACAUGAUGACGAAAGGUCCCAUCCAACGGCUUGGAGGGUUAUGACGUUCGCUUGGUUUGGGUUUAUUUGAUCGACCGCUGCCUGCAGUGCGUACAAUGCAGUAGAGAUGCAGUGGCAGAGUCGUUCUACAGUUCGAAUUUGGCAUGGAAGUGUGAUAGUCAAUAUUUUCAAUUAUUAAGAUAGAGUCAGCAGUUCUGAAGGUGCACAAUUGAUUCAUUUGAUUUAUUUAAGUGCUUCAAAAUAUAUCUUAAUGCUAUCAUUUUUUUCAAUUGAUCUAAUUUAUUUAUUUAAGUGCUUCAAAAUAUAACUUAUUGCUUAUUUUUUCUUUGAGUUAUAAGUUUUAUGUUUCUAAACUAAGAGCCAACCAAACAAACUCCUUCUAACAACGAUCUAAUUGUAAAGCUCCACACGCCACCCGAUGCCCAACAUCUCGCUACUACGCACAGGAAAUAAUUGAAAAUGCUUUCCAUCCCAAGCCGUUUUUCGGUGCAUGAUUAUUUGAUUGAGGGUCAUAAGUACCAACCCUGGUUUCGAUAUUUAUGAGCAAAACUAAUACAAUACCGGUCGUUCGCGGUAUGACGUCAAAUUUUCCGUCCCACCAUGUGCCAGCUCGUACAUCCAAUUGAUGAUGACUUCGAACCUUUCCGAAAUGAAGCACUCGAUUUUAGGUCGCGAAAUUUCGCGCAAUAAUGGUGUGCGGUCGCGUUCCGAGUACGACUGAUUGGUGAGCAUGACGUUCCAUAUAAUAGCAAUGAACAACCAACCAUCGUCGUCCUUAUGCAUGCCUUGUGUAGCGAACAACGACACUGCUGCCAUUCUUCAUUGCUGCAACUUGUUCCGGGUGAUGUAAAAAUGGCUUCAUGCAUAAAUGAGAGUGUUUUAAACCAAACAGAACGGGAUUCGUUCUAAGCAGGCAGCCGGAAACAUGAUGUACCGGUGCUAUUGCCCAGGUUUCCAAUCAUUCAUAUUUAGAUGUAAAAGCUCUUGUCUAUUCUUCGUCGAGAGUGUAAUCAAAUUAAAAUCAAUGCAUCUCGACAAGCACCGCAUUGCGUUGGUGCAAGUGGUGUGCCGUUUGAGAAAACUUACUCGCUCGGAUUAAACAUCGUUUUCCACUCGCACUAGAGGAAAAUUAAUUUCGUAUGUCAUUCGUUACCGGCACAAAAUGAUGGAUGCUGAUCGAAACCCCACACUCGGCGGGCUCGUGGAGUGGAGGCUUCUGUCGUCGUGUCACCACGAGAUGAAAGUUCAUUGCUUUUGAGAUGAUGGGGUAAUUUUUAAGCGUACGGAAAACUGUAUUUUCUCAACGAAGAGAUGGGUACUUGGCGGCGUGCAAAGAAGGGUGGCCGUAUGUAUUAUGGUAACGACCAACGAUAUAAUGAUUGAUCGCUUGAACUAACAAGGUGCAUGGUUUCGUGGGAGCUUAGAAGGUAAUGCGCAGCAAGCAAGACAUACUGCUGGAUCUUCGAUCUUUCAUACCGCACUUUGGCACUUUUCUCAGAAUCCAUCUUCAUUUUUUUUGGGGGGAGGGGGGGGGUUGAGAGAGGCAGCAAAAGAAAUGAACCAAAGUAAUCAAACAUUUUCCUGCCUCGUGCUCAUCUGGAACCUCCCUGCUUACAGCUUCGAUUUGAAUUGAAUCGCAGCUAAAUGACGGAACUAAUAUUAGUGGAAAAUCGAUUCAUGAGAUGGUUGCUCAAUUCCUGUCUUUUCGCCUUCCGGAGUUCCCCAUGAUGGAUGCGAGUCCGUGUAGGUGUGUACUUAUGUGUGAUGGCUUCGGUUCAAGAAUUGAACGAACGAAGUGGUUCAUCGAACAGGAAACAGCAAUUUGGCAGCAGCUUUUUCCAGGAGAAAUGGUAACCAACACAGCCAGCCAGAACCCGUCUAAGCAGGGGAAAACCACCGACGAAAAGGGACAGAUUAAGAUGUGAAUAAAUGAUUCGAUAAACCGCACCGGGUAGCGGGUUGUUGCGAUGGUGAGCAGCUAAGCUCACUCGUAUGGAAAUGAUUUUAAGACGAGCAGAUCGACAAACCUUUUACCCGCCUCCGUAGUCCAGGGGGGGUUGGUGGAUGAGUCGCGAACAUGCCAAUAAUAAUGAUACGACAUGAUGCGAGCAAACAAACGAACAGAAAUAUCCAGGAACCGGAAGGUAGUGAAUGAAAAGUGCUUGCCUUUCCAAAACAUAAAAAUACAAACGACUGAGAGGGAGCAAAAAGAACACCAGCUCACCCCCAAAUCUGAUGGAAAUGGCAGGCAGUUACGAAAGACGCGCGCGCAGGGAGGGAAGCUCAGGCAGGAAAUGCUUAAAAUGAAAACCAAAUUAUUUUCCUGCCCACGUUCUCGUUUCGGCGGGGGUUUUCGUCGAUUGGCAAAUUCCACAUUCGCUACCACCGUAUGCCAGAAUGUAACUGCUGGCUCCGGGUUAGGCUCGGGGUUGGGGAGGGGAAUGGAAAUGAGGGCAUUGAGGUGUAUUGGAAUCCAAUGCACAGUAGCAGGAAUUGUGGAACUGGUGCUUUCUUAGGUAGAAAUUGCGCAUUUCAAAUAUUGAUGAUUUUCACGGCAAGCUACUUACUUCCUGGGGGUGAGUUCUUUUUGCCAUUUUAAUUUCACAUAAGGAUUCUCACGAUUCAUUUUUCACCUUCUUUUCUGAUAUUAUUGGCCGGGAUUCUGGUGAUGGAAAUGGAAAUCAAUCAGAAGGUAUCAGCAAAAAAUGGUUCUAUAUCUAGAAUAAGCAUUAUUUUAGCGCUGUCGUCAUCUGGCUAUGUUAGUGACGCCAUAAGACAUUCGCGUUAUUUUCAUUUUUUUGUCAAAAUAUUAUCAGUUCAUGACAUUACUUUGAAAUGAUCAUACAAAAAUAAAUUAUCAUACUCAGUUGACAAAAAAUAAGUCACACUUCCAGUUAAAUUUAAACUGUUGCAAUUCAAGCUACCGAAACCCAACGAACGUCAUAAGGGCACGCAAUUGUUAAACUAGUUAAAAAAUGGAGAGCCAAGUGGGUGAAAAAAAAACCAAAACCCCACUGCACACAAGCUGGACGCAAAAUCAUUUCAUGCAUACAUGCAUCUGCCCUGCUCAGCUGACUUCUGUUCUGUAAAUAGCAAAUGGCCGCGAGCAGUCAUCAAGGGUCGCUUUUCUCCGAUUGGGCGUGCAAAUGUGUGUGUGUUACAAAACCAAAAAACGAUAGUGAUCGUGUAAACGCAGGAAACAGUCAACGAUGAAUACGAAUACGAGGGGUCGGUCAAAUAGACGUCCGGCGAAUGAUGUACAAUAAUAUAGAAACAGAAACGUAACACAAACAAACCCCGUAACCCUUACCAUCAUAGAGCAAAAGAAAAGCAAGGUAAAACAAAAUGAAACAAAAAACCCAUGUAAAAGGUGUAGUGUUGUGUAAAUAUUGCUGCUUAGACAAGAGAAGAACAAAAAAACAUACAAAAAAGAAGAAAACGUCUUGUGGAAGGCGAGCGAGAGCCAACCAAACAAAAAAAUGGUAAAAAUGUAACAAACAAACAAACAAACGCUAUCAAGAUCAAUGAACGGACGGUAGAAGCGCAAGAGUGGCUCUGUUGAGCUAGACAAACGAGAGCAGGUAGAGUGGUUGAUAGCACAAAUCAGAAGAGUAAACAACAGUCUAAAGUAAGUAAUAAAUACAGAUGGCAAAAAAAUGGUAUGAAUAAGCGAAUACAAAGCUGCUGUUAAAACACAGAGAUGUGCAAAACGCGUGUGUUGUGUGUGAGUGUGUGUGGAUGUCUGUGAAGAGAGUAUAGAAAGGUGGAAAAGAAAAUGAGAUGAAAUAAACAGAAUGCGGAAAAAAUAAACUUUGAA